UAUUACCCUCAGAGUGAUCAUCGUCGUCACAGUCACUAAACUGUUAACGCCGUCAAAAGAUUCCGUAACGGGGGUAAGUUCAACAGCUCCGGUUUGAUCGCCCAAUCAUAAUCUCCGCCGCUGACGUCAGAAUCUCUUCCUCUACUGCAAUUUCCAUCCAGAAGCAAAAGGAGAAAGCUUCUGAGACGAAGUAGAGAGAGAGAGGGGAGAAGAAAAGAAAGCAAUGGGUCUGAUUACGAAUAAGGUUGAGAGAGAUGAGCUUAAACCUGGAGAUCACAUCUACACUUACAGAGCAGUCUUCUCCUAUUCUCACCACGGUGUAUUUGUCGGUGGAUGCAAGGUGGUUCAUUUCAAACCUGAGCACAGCUUGAAAUCUCCCACACUCUCUUCUUCUUCUUCUUCAGCUUCUUCUUCUGUUUCAGAGCGUAAUGAUUCUGCAGAAGCUCCUUGCCCUACAUAUCCUGACUGUGGAUUCAAACAACCAAAGAGCGGAGUAGUGCUUUCUUGUCUCGACUGCUUCCUCAAGAACGGCUCUCUCUACCGUUUCGUGUAUGGAGUCAGCUCAUCGCUUUUCCUCAGCAGAUUCCGCGGUGGCACUUGCACAACCGCUCCAUCUGAUCCGCUUCAAACAGUUGUCCACAGAGCAAUGCACCUUCUCCAAAACGGUUUUGGUAACUACGACAUCUUCCAAAACAACUGCGAAGAUUUUGCUCUUUAUUGCAAGACAGGAUUGCUCAUUCUGGACAAGAACGGGGUUGGAAGAAGCGGUCAAGCCAGUUCAAUCCUUGGCGCUCCUCUAGCUGCACUCCUCUCUUCACCUCUCACAUUGUUGAUUCCGAAUCCUGUUGGUGUAGCAACAGUCACUGCUGGGAUGUAUUGUAUGAGCAGGUAUGCUACUGAUAUCGGUGUUAGAAACGACGUCAUCAAGGUUCCCGUUGAGGAUUUGGCUUUGAACCUCGGCAUUAAAACCCUUAAGAAAAGGUGAAAGCUUUUGACAUUAAGGGGAACACAGAUUCUACUAUGUCCGUGGAAGAGUACGUAAGAUUGGCCAGUGUUUAGUUGUGAUCUUAUCUUCCCCUUGAUCUCAUUUCUUGUUUGCUACGGUAUGAUGACACUGUAAGGACUCUCUUUGAUUCAUUGUGGAUUCCAACAUUAUCAUUUUCUUAGUUCUAUAA
Eutrema salsugineum is the source of this 1175-nucleotide messenger RNA. RefSeq lists its product as uncharacterized. Bases 224 to 985 code for a protein of 253 amino acids. The record is from RefSeq and is a predicted model, not a curated record. The transcript is spliced from 2 exons. NCBI's taxonomy places the organism in Eukaryota, Viridiplantae, Streptophyta, Magnoliopsida, Brassicales, Brassicaceae.